Molecule: messenger RNA, 264 nt
Organism: Hyaloscypha bicolor E
Lineage: Eukaryota; Fungi; Ascomycota; Leotiomycetes; Helotiales; Hyaloscyphaceae
Exons: 1
Source: RefSeq, a predicted model, not a curated record
GAAAAGGCCCAAGGCCAACAAUAUCUCACUCCGUCGGAGGAGAAAGCCCUCGAAAAGUAUUUGAAACUAAUGGCUGACCUCGGGAAUUCUGUGCGAAUUAAGUGUCUACCGUCCCUUGCCUUUAGUACCGCCCGCCAGCGUUUGACGAAUAAAGUGACCAAGCCUCCGGGCAAGAACUGGGCCCGGGGCUUCCAGAAGCGUCAUCCAGCACUCAAAUCACGACGAGUGAGGGCGAUAGCCUGGGAACGCUAUGAUAAGAUAAUA